Patiria miniata (bat star) is the source of this 2097-nucleotide messenger RNA. Its product is annotated as tubulin alpha-1A chain-like. Gene Ontology annotation, cellular component: cytoplasm; microtubule. NCBI's taxonomy places the organism in Eukaryota, Metazoa, Echinodermata, Asteroidea, Valvatida, Asterinidae. The transcript has 4 exons. The record is from RefSeq and is a predicted model, not a curated record. Gene Ontology annotation, biological process: microtubule cytoskeleton organization; mitotic cell cycle. The coding region runs from base 294 to 1604 and encodes 436 amino acids. Gene Ontology annotation, molecular function: GTP binding; structural constituent of cytoskeleton.
CACGCGGGCGGCACAUAGUGCACAACUUGCGUAGCAGGCCUAACUUCGAUCGGGUGCUGUUUGGAAAUCUGUCUGCUUUUUACGCCGAGUACGAGCCUUUUUGUUCGCCAAAUCUACCUAAAACCACUCUACAACCAUGGCACUUUGGGCAUUAAGAUUACAUGUAAUCCAAUUGCCUUUAUACUACGUACACGUAGACCAGGACCUGCAGAUGUGUACCAUAUUUGAAGCCCAGUAUCUUCUGGGAGGGGCGUGAAUGUAUCUCUAUCCAUGUCGGCCAGGCUGGGGUUCAGAUGGGCAAUGCCUGCUGGGAGCUGUAUUGCCUGGAGCACGGCAUCCAGCCUGAUGGUCAGAUGCCCAGUGACAAGACCAUCGGAGGUGGUGACGACUCCUUCAACACCUUCUUCAGCGAGACCGGUGCUGGCAAGCACGUCCCUCGCUGUGUCUUUGUCGAUCUUGAACCAACUGUAAUUGAUGAGGUUCGUACCGGCACCUACCGCCAGCUCUUCCACCCUGAGCAGCUGAUCACAGGCAAGGAAGAUGCAGCCAACAACUAUGCCAGAGGCCACUACACUGUCGGCAAAGAGCUUAUUGACCAAGUGCUUGACCGAAUCCGCAAGUUGGCUGACCAGUGCACAGGUCUCCAGGGUUUCCUCAUCUUCCACAGCUUCGGUGGAGGCACCGGCUCUGGCUUCACAUCCCUGUUGAUGGAGCGCCUCUCUGUUGACUACGGCAAGAAGUCCAAGCUGGAGUUCGCCAUCUACCCUGCUCCUCAAAUCUCCACUGCUGUUGUUGAGCCUUACAACACCAUCCUGACCACCCAUACCACUUUGGAGCAUUCCGACUGUGCCUUCAUGGUGGACAACGAGGCUAUCUACGACAUCUGUCGUCGCAACCUCGACAUCGAGCGUCCGACCUACACCAACCUCAACCGUCUGAUCGGUCAGAUUGUGUCCUCCAUCACUGCAUCUCUUCGCUUUGAUGGCGCACUCAAUGUCGACUUGACCGAGUUCCAGACCAACUUGGUGCCCUACCCACGUAUCCACUUCCCCUUGGCCACCUACGCCCCUGUCAUCUCUGCUGAGAAAGCCUACCAUGAGCAGCUGACCGUUUCAGAGAUCACCAACGCCUGCUUCGAGCCAGCCAACCAGAUGGUGAAGUGCGAUCCCCGUCAUGGCAAGUACAUGGCCUGUUGUCUGCUCUACCGUGGUGAUGUCGUUCCUAAAGAUGUAAAUGCCUCAAUCGCAACCAUCAAGACCAAGCGCACCAUCCAGUUCGUGGACUGGUGUCCAACUGGCUUCAAGGUGGGCAUCAACUACCAGCCACCCACCGUCGUGCCUGGCGGUGAUCUGGCCAAGGUGCAGCGUGCCGUCUGCAUGCUGAGCAACACCACAGCCAUCGCCGAGGCCUGGGCUCGUCUGGAUCACAAGUUUGAUCUGAUGUACGCCAAGCGUGCCUUCGUCCACUGGUACGUGGGAGAGGGUAUGGAGGAGGGUGAGUUCUCUGAGGCUCGUGAGGAUCUGGCUGCCUUGGAGAAAGAUUACGAGGAGGUCGGUGUCGACUCUGUUGACAACGAGGGAGAGGAAGAAGGCGAGGAGUACUAAACCCUUAAUUUCAAACAUCAAAUGUUCAAUUGAACUUUUUAAGCAUUUUAUUGCCUCAGUGCUAAAGAGCGAAAGCUUUUCUCAGACUAAAGACAAAAAACAAAGGUUUAAAAGUGAUUCCAAAACUUGAACAGAUCUUAAAUUCGAUUUGUUUUUUAAUUGAAACCAGCAUCCUUUAAACCGAAUUGAAAAAUAAGUCUGUUCGUGUUCUUUCUUCUUUUAAAAAAAAUUAAUUAAACUGCUGCACACUAUUCACUGACUCGGAUUGACGUGAAAUAUACAAAUUAAAAAAUUAAAUUGGCCUGAUAUUUCAGCCUUAACAAGGCCUUCAGAGGCAAAUGACGGAGGACAAGAAACAAACAUGGAGGGGACUGGGGACACACUUUUUUGAUUUUCUUAUUUUUUAUGAGUUAAUUCACAGAACAAAAAAAAGGAAUCACGUGAGAGAAGAAAAUGUUAAUAAAAGUUUCUCUUGUAAAAAGCUGAAAAAAAU